GAGCCACCCGGAACAAAAACGUCGUCGGACCAAGCUUUUUUCUUUCCCCCCAUUUUUAAGUCGCGUUGGUUUUAGUCAUUGUCAUGAAUAACAAGUGACGUUUUUAACGUGUCUGACGAAGAAAGGAGAAGUAGUAGAAAAGAAAGGACACCCCCCUAUAUUUAUAGCUAAUUUCUGAUUGUGUGCGAUCGAGUGCAGUGGAUGAACAGGAUGGAAAAUGAUAUUUCAGAAGGAAAAUCUACUAACUCUUCAGGUGCAACACUCUCCUUCACUGCCCUGCGCCUCCUGGUCCCACCACUUCGGUUGGUCUCCGCAGCCGUCUGGCAGACCAUCCAGCAAAAAGUUAUAGGUGAUUACGGGAUGCUUGAGGAGUUUGUGUCUAUGGUUACAGACAUUCUUCCAGAGCUGCUCACCAGCCGCCAGCGGACUGAACUCAGCCUGGGCCUCAGAGCACGGCUGAUCCUGGAGUUAUACCAGCGUGAAGCUCCUGCUGACUUUGAGAUCAUCCAGCCACACUUGGACAGGAUGCAAGUGCUCAUCAAUGCAUGGCUAGUGGAGGCUGGUGGUACUAAUGUAGAACUGCCACAAUCAAACUUUGUGGAUCUUGUAAAGAACUUGCAGAAUGAUGCUGAAGAAAGAGAGCACUUCUUUCAGAAUGUUUUCCCUGUAGAGUUUGGUCCUGCAUAUGAUGAAACACUUCACACUUUGAUGUGCCUGUUUUUAUCCAGAUUUGAAAAGAUUCUUCAUCUUCAGUCAUUCCAGCAGGUUGCCUCCAUGUUUGGUGAAGCUUCUUCUGCUCUCAAGGACUGCAUGCAGUUGGUGUCUCAGUGUGAAGAGCUCAAAACUCUGCUGCAGUAUCAAAAACACCUUAGCCAACUAGAUCAUAUAGAUAGUUCUCUGGACGGUGAGUGGAUCAUUUCAGCUCUAAACCUUCCCUGUGUAGAAAAAACAGAAACGCUUAAAACACAAGCAAAGGGCAGCGUUUUGGAUGAAUUGUUAUUUUCAUCAGAUUUGGAAAAGGAAUCACUGGCUCCAGAACAGCAGACGUGUGAGACCAAUGAUGGUAAAAGUGAUUGGACUCCUGAGCACAAUGGAACACAGUUGCCUUUAGGAGAUUCAACAAAACAUAACGAAAAUGUAAAUCUUCAAAGUCAGACAGAUGGUUCUUGUUGCCUAAUCAAAGAGUGCCACGUUCGUCUAAGAAGACUUGACCUGCCACUGUCUUUACAGUCUCGACCUGUGAGAUCAAACAGAGGCCUAAGAAUGAAAAAGAUUCUCCAAGAGGUGAAAGGGCAACUUUGUGGAGAGGCCCUACCUGCUGACAAAUCUAUUUCCACGAAAGCAAAACAGUUCGAGAGGGUUUCUCAAAUGCUGUCAGACAAUGAGGAUUCAGGCAAAGACUCCUCAUACAUGGCUCCCAUCAGUACUUGCAGUGAAGAUGACUCCUGGUCUUACUACUCGGAUAAGGACUCUAGUCAUAACACUGUUAGUAGAAGUCCCAGUGUAACUGAUUCAUGGUCUCACUACUCAGACGAUGAGUCUUCAAUUGUGAGUCCUGUUAACAGUUUCCCUGAAAGUGGUUCAGUUUGUAGCAGCUCAGAUGAGGACCCUUCGUUCCUGGGUCCUAAAGAUGUGUCAGAUUCUAGCAGAAAUCGGGGCACUGCUGGCAUAAAGCAUAGCUCUACCAAACACACUCGUUUAAUCCAGUGCUUUAUCUGCAAAGAGCAUGUCAACACAAACCUGAGAACUCACAUGAAAACCCACUUUCCCACCAAUGACUACGCGUGCCCUCGAUGCGAUAGCAGGUUUAAACUCCUAUCCUCUCUGAAGAAGCACUUGAAUAAGACUUGUUAUGAAUAUGCUCAGCAGCAUGUAGAUCCAGGGAAUCCAGAUGAAGUCAAGAAUCUUUACAAAUGUGACAUAUGCCAAGAGGCGUUCAAGUACAAAGUUGCUCUGCAAAAGCAUACGCUGACCCACAACGAGCUCUACUGCAACGUAUGCAGAAAGGUCCUUCGAGAUGCUGCAACGCUGGCAAGGCACAAAGUUUCACACACUCCAUUUCAGUGCAACCGCUGCGACAAGUCUUUCAGUCUUUUCAAGCCCUUACUCAAACAUUACGAAAACAUCCAUAAAGUCAGCAGACCAUUCAAAUGCAGCCAUUGCCCCAAAACUCUCCCCAGGCUGCGAUUUUUAAUCAUACAUGAAUGGCACCACACAGGCCACCUGCCGUUCCGGUGUUCUCAUUGCAGCCUGAGAUUCAAAUGUGAUUCUGAGCUCAUGUACCACGAGAGGGUCCACACCAGAGAGAAACCCUAUCUGUGUGCAGAGUGCGGCAAGACGUUCGCCCAAAAGUCCAACAUGUUGCGCCACCUGCACUUCAUCCACAGCGAGUCUCGAAAUGAGAAGAAGCACUCUUGUUCUCAGUGCGAGAAGUCCUUUAAAGAGAAAGGAGCACUGAAAAAGCACCAGAGGAGCAAACACUUACACGAGUUGUUCCGUAAUCCAUGUCCGACCUGCGGGAAGAUGCUUUCGGCAUCAACGAUGAAAAGGCAUAAAUUAAUCCACACUGGAGAAAGACCUUUCAAAUGCACUGUGCCUGAAUGCGAAAAGUACUACAGAUCAACCUCGGAGGUUAAGAAACACAUUCUCAUGCACCAUACCACAGAAAGGCCGUAUAAAUGUGACAUCUGUGGAAAGGGGUUUGUAAAAAUGUGGUAUCUCAAUGUACAUGCUAGAAUACAUUCGGGAGAAAAACCAUUUGUUUGCCAUAUCUGCGGCAAGGCCUUCCUAAAGGCCUACAGCAUGUUCAGGCACAAAAGACUUCUACAUACAUUUGUUACACAUUAACUACGUGACACAGGAAUGCUUGAUUGGUUAAGGAAAGUAGCUUCUUGGUGUGAAUGCGCAUUGAAUCUGAAUUCUGUCUUAAUGGGCAGCAAGGAGCAGAUGUUGCAAAAGCUGGCAAAAUCAUUCCCUAUUUACUAUUUAAAGUAUGUAUGUUUUCAUUUGAACCACUUGUCUACCAAGAGUGAGUGACGACAGAGGCCAUUGCCACAGGAAACCAACCAACUGGACAAAAAAAAAAAAAGGGAGAGAAAGAAUCAAAACAUGUCCAGCUAACUUUGUAACCACUUUGAGAACCCUCCAAAUGCUUGUUCAGGGGUAAAGUUAGCGGUACGUUUUAGGUUAGAGUUAGGCACUUAGAUGGUUAAACCUCAGGUAAAAAGUGUGUGAAUACACUGAUGCCAGUGAAUUACCUCACAAAGAUACCUAGACAAAUGUCUGCUUUGCGCUACACAGAAAGAGGAGCACACAGAUUCAAAUAGUCUACGAUGAAACUGAAAAAGUAGUGGUUCCAGCAUGUAAAAUACUUACAGUCCCACAGUUAAAUGUACUAUCUCUGUGUGGGGCACAGGCUGCGGUGACUGUUGUCUAAGUCAGCAGCUGACAGUACAAUGAAAAAAACAAACAAACACUGUAAACACAAUAAAAAUGCAGGACGCAUACUUGAGGUGAAAGAGUUCAGCUCGGUGUAUAAAAGAUCUUUGUGUCUUCUCCCAACUUCAAUUCAUAUGAAGAAUUACCAUAUUUGUUUCAUGUGUACUUUGUAUUUAGCAGUGUAAUUUUCUUUAACUAUUUAGUUUGUUUGAUUUUACAUCAUAUAUGUUUUGUUCUUUUUCAUGUUGUGUAUAAUGUGUUUUAGGCACGAAGCAGAAAAGUGAGCAGCAUUCAGCUUCUUCUGUGGAUCAUUUUCAUCUGUUUUCUAUCAAAAAAUUAAAAUGGUGAAGCUUUCACUUAAAAUAGUGAUCUUUCUUUCAUUCAUCUAAUUUUGUGGGGCUUUGCUCAUGUUUUUUUUUUUUUUUUUUUGAAAAUUGGUAAAUCCCAAGAUUACAAUAAACUACUUAAAUGUACAUGCGAAAAUGAUUGCAUGAUUUUUUAUUAAGAGGAAGAAACUCUUUAGUGUAGAAAUAAAAGAAGGAAGGAAAGACAACGGUACAAAGUGUUAUAGUGAAGAGCAAGUUGAUAAUAAUGUGCUUGCCUCUCUUCUUCUUUCAGCUAAUAUUAGGAUCAGGGCAGGCUUGGGUCAUUUUUCUUUCUUUCUAUUUUCUAAACUCUUAACAACGAUGUUUAGACAGUGUGUAUAUUGAGGACUUAAUCAGAUAACUAUAAAAAACUAAGUAUCCCUUUCAAUUAGCCUCAUCUUUUUUUGAAUCUUUUCAUUGAGCCAUCAUUUUUCACUAAUUUAGACAUCCAUAAUGCAUUUAAUUUAGUACACAUAAAAUAAUGUGAAUUCUAUGCUUCUUCGGUAGGUAAACAGGGAGGAAAGGCUAAGGUGUCAGACCAUAUGGAGUGAUCCAAAUUUGAAACUUUUGGUCCAAACUGUCAUUAAUUUGUAAAAGUCAGGAGAGAGGUACAACAGUUAAUGUCUAAUGCCCUCUGUCCUGGUUAGGGGUGGCAUUGCACCCAGUAGUGUUGGAGAUCUUGAUAAAAUUGAUGGAAUUCUAAAUGCAGAAAACUACUGUCAGAUCACUGUCACAAAUACACACACUACACAUGGACACUCUGAGUCAUGGAUUUGCAUUCCUAGACCCCUGAUCCCAUUAUUGAAGAUGUGGGAUCACCUUUACAGAGAACAGAAGAAAACGCAGCUAGCAUCCAAAGAAGAGCUUUGGAAUGUUCUUCAAGAAGCCUGGAGAACCAUUCUUGAAGACUACUAAAAGAAAUUAGUGGAAAGCUUGCUUAGUUCACACUUUGUUAAGGAAUUAAACAUGGCCAUACCAAAGUUGCU
This is a messenger RNA of Haplochromis burtoni (Burton's mouthbrooder), 4789 nucleotides long. RefSeq names its product zinc finger protein 493. The coding region runs from base 202 to 2847 and encodes 881 amino acids. NCBI's taxonomy places the organism in Eukaryota, Metazoa, Chordata, Actinopteri, Cichliformes, Cichlidae. The transcript is spliced from 7 exons. Gene Ontology annotation, cellular component: nucleus. Gene Ontology annotation, molecular function: DNA-binding transcription activator activity, RNA polymerase II-specific; RNA polymerase II cis-regulatory region sequence-specific DNA binding. The record is from RefSeq and is a predicted model, not a curated record. Gene Ontology annotation, biological process: regulation of transcription by RNA polymerase II.